AUGGCUGGGGCUUUCUUAACUCAGCUUGUCACAAUCGAAUUACGGGAAGACGAAAGUUGCAUGAUUUGUAUGGAGGCAUACGGCGCUACCCUUUCCGAGAACAGAGCUGAGCUGCCGAGAAAGCCGUGCAUCACAAUACGGCUUUCCCCGGAGAACAGUAGCCAGAAUUCUUGCCCUUACUGUCGAUGCGAGCUUUUCGUCCUCACCCAAAAAGGGAAAAAUGUCGACGAUGAGGACGAGGAAGAAGAUGAACCUGCGUGGCGCUACCGCCUGUGGCGAAAAGAGUGGGACGUCGUCCAAGGAACACUAAACACACAGGGCAAUACAACCCUCGAAGCGCAAUGGCUACAGUGGCGGAGGGACUGGAACACGGCAGCAACUCGGUUGGAGCAAGGCAGCAUGGAAAGAGCGACGGCGGCACGAAAUUUGCUUCAGACCCAGCUAGGACUGUCGCAAGGGUUCUUCGAUGGACUCGGAACCGAAUGGCCAAUUGCGGAGGUCGCGUUAUCUCUUCAGACCAUGCGCUUCAGGGAAUGCCGCCUUUACAACCAGUUCGCCGCUGGUUCUUCUCAGUACUUGCAAACUCCGCCUGACCGGUCGAUUUCGAAGAAUCAGGAAAGAUAG
Messenger RNA from Letharia columbiana, 624 nucleotides. RefSeq lists its product as uncharacterized. NCBI's taxonomy places the organism in Eukaryota, Fungi, Ascomycota, Lecanoromycetes, Lecanorales, Parmeliaceae. The record is from RefSeq and is a predicted model, not a curated record. The transcript is spliced from 2 exons. The coding region runs from base 1 to 624 and encodes 207 amino acids.